ACUCAUAGACGGAACGUGGUUGUAGUUCCGGUGUCCAAGCGUGAGGGCGCUGAUCGAGGUAGUACAGCCGUACACCGCACAUGCGCACAAGGCCUAUCGUAUUGUACAAUAAUUUUUAAUUCUGUUGCGCCUGCGACUUAUCAACACACCGCGUACUAUCACAAUAGUAUAUUACUGUUAUAUUUCUGGUUCUGAUUUAAAAUUUUCAAUUGUUUCAACAAGUGUUUUUCUUGAGUUUUGCCGAUUUUCCUUAUUUGUAUUGUUUAAUUUAGUCUCAACUUUGUACUAAGAUGCCUAGGAAGUGUGUCAUUUGCAAUGUUUAUGAUAGAAAUAGUGACCAAUCAUUUUAUUCCUUUCCUAAGGAUGAAGGUCGCAAGAAGUUGUGGUUAAAAGCUUGUGGAAUUGGCCUAUAUCUACCGUCAUAUAGAGUUUGUGAGGCUCAUUUUUCUAAUGAAGACUUUUUACCAAAUGGUUACUUAACGAGUAUUGCUAUUCCAGUAAAUAUAAAAUCUAAACAGCCAGAAUUAUUAGAAUCCGCAAAUACAGUUUUUGAGUCAACUUCUCAAGAAACUCUGUCGCCCGAAAAAAUUACAAUCGUAUCAACAAAUAGUAUUUGUAUUACUCCAAAAAAGCGAUGUUCUAGUGUAUUGCCUGAUGUGAGUUCAAGUCAAAAACGAAAAAGAUUUAAUCCAGAUACGAUUGGGGAUUUAUCGCCAAGUCACUUUAAUACACCAAGGAAAGCUAAAAAGAAUUUAGAAAUGGUCAAAUAUAAGUUCAGCCAAAAACAAACCCAAAAUGUAAAUUUGAAAAAGCAGGUGAAGAGACUGCAGACCAAGCUCAAAACUUAUGAUGACCUUAUCCUUCAACUGAAAAGUAAAAAUUUCAUAUCUGAAAAUGCAUCUGUUCAUCUAAAGUCUAUUGGUUCAGAAUCAUUGCGUUCUUUAAUAGAAAGAAAUAUGAAAGGUCAAAAACUGCCUUAUUCGUCUGAACUAAGAAAAUUUGCUAUAACAUUACAAUUUUAUUCAACCAAGGCAUAUCAAUAUGUAAGGAAAAGUUUUAAUAAUGUGCUUCCUCAUCCUAGAAGCAUUAGUAGAUGGUAUAAAGUUGUUAAUGGUGACCCCGGUUUUACUGACGAAGCAUUUAAAUGCAUAGAAAACAAAGCCAAAAAUGAGACUGUUAUAUGCAAUAUUGUACUUGAUGAAAUGUCUAUUAGAGAACAAACUGACUGGGACGGAACAAAAAUGCAUGGGUUUGUUGAUAUGGGUACAAAUGUUGAAACGGAAGAUGAUAACGCAGUUCAUGCAAAAAACGCAUUUGUUUUUAUGGCCGUAGGUAUAAAUGGCCACUGGAAAAUGCCAAUUGGAUAUUUUCUUGUUGCUGGGCUAAAUGGAUCAGAACGAAGUAAUUUGUUGGAGCAGUGCUUAAAUCUGAUGUCUGAAACUGGUGCAAAAGUGCAUUCCGUUACUUUUGAUGGAGCAUAUACAAAUGCAACAAUGUGUUCAAAAUUAGGAGCUUCAUUUGAUAUAAACGAUGACUCAAGUUUCUGUAUACAAAACCCAUUUAACAAUGAGCCAAUAUUUAUAUUUUAUGAUGCAUGUCAUAUGCUCAAAUUGGUGCGAAACACAUUAGGGGAUAUGAAAUAUAUGUAUAACCAGAAUGGACUAGAAAUAAGUUCGGAUCAUAUAAAAGCUUUACACUUCAAAGAGAAAGAAGAAGGUUUAAGAGCUGCAACCAAAUUAUCAAAUAAGCACAUCUACUAUCAUAACGAGAAAAUGAAUGUAAAAUUAGCAGCUCAAGUGCUAAGUAAUAGUGUGGGGAGCGCUUUAAAAUUUUGCAAGUCAUUAGGUGAUCCAAAUUUUAAAAAUGUUGACCCUACUGCUGAAUUUUGUUUUAUGAUCAACAAUGCAUUUGACAUUUUAAACUGUAGAACUAUGUACUCCAAAAAUCCCUUCUGCUUAGCCCUGGACUCAAAAGUAUAUCAGAAAUAUGCUGAUUUUAUUGUUAAGUUUAAGGAAUAUAUAUUAGGAUUAAAGUUGGCCAAUGGUAAACGAGUGGUAGAUUCAGGUAGAAAAACUGGCUUCAUUGGUCUUAUUAGCGCAUUAUCAAAUUUAUUAAAGUUAUAUACAUAUCUUAGUACUACGUAUUCAUUGUCUUAUAUGCUGUCUUACAAACUGUCUCAGGAUCACAUCGAGACAUUUUUUAGUUCAAUUAGACAAAGAGGUGGAUUCAACAACAAUCCUUCUUGUAAACAGUUUAAGUCAGCAUAUAAGAAAUUAUUAGUUCACAACGAAAUAAGUGGAUCACAAUAUGGCAACUGUAUUUCUAUACUUGAUACAACACAAAUGUCGGUAGUGAAAAUAGGACCAGAUAGUAUUAUAAGCGAUGAUAGUGAACAAAACAUAAAUAUAACUGACCACGAUUAUUUUAGAGCAAUACAUAGGAUAACUCCCUUUUUAGAUGAAGUGACAAACAGAAACUAUCAACCGGAUUUAAAGGUAUUGGAUCUGAAAGACAAAUUGAUAUUAGAUUUUUUGAGUGUGAGAUUUCCUUCCGCAGACUGCAACCGCGUAUAG
Acyrthosiphon pisum (pea aphid) is the source of this 2573-nucleotide messenger RNA. RefSeq names its product DNA transposase THAP9. The transcript has 6 exons. NCBI's taxonomy places the organism in Eukaryota, Metazoa, Arthropoda, Insecta, Hemiptera, Aphididae. The record is from RefSeq and is a predicted model, not a curated record. Bases 291 to 2573 code for a protein of 760 amino acids.